Messenger RNA from Ficedula albicollis (Collared flycatcher), 1308 nucleotides. RefSeq names its product neuritin 1 (gene NRN1). Gene Ontology annotation, biological process: neuron projection extension; nervous system development. The transcript has 3 exons. Gene Ontology annotation, cellular component: plasma membrane. Lineage: Eukaryota; Metazoa; Chordata; Aves; Passeriformes; Muscicapidae. Bases 100 to 516 code for a protein of 138 amino acids. The record is from RefSeq and is a predicted model, not a curated record.
GCCCUCCCCGCGGAGGCGGGAAGGAGGGGAGCGCUGCCGGCCCCGGUGGUGCGGGCACCGGCAGCGGGAGCGGGGCUGCAGCCCGAGCCCGGCGGAGGGAUGGGGCAGCGGCGGAGCCCGGCCGUGCUGCUCCUCGCCCUGGGGCACCUGGCCGGGCUGCUGGCAGCCGGACCUGCCUGUGCCGGCGCUUACCGGGGCCUCUCGGACUGCGUCCUCAAGCUGGGGGACAGCAUGGCCACGUACGAGGAGGAGGAGGGCAUCGAGCUGCAGGGGCUGCACCGAGUCUGCCGGUAUUGGGAUGAAUUCCACACCUGUGCCCUGACAGUCCUCUGGGAGUGCCAGAAGGAAGCAGUAGCUGUCUGGGAGAUGCUGAGAAGGGAGUCCCAAAAAACCAAAUUUCAAGGCAGCUUGUUCGACCUCUGCAGCCCCAGCAUGGCCCAAAGCUUUGCCUGGACCCAUGUUCCCGACAUUUCCAUCCUCAGCAUCCCCCUCAUUGUCACUUGGCUGAACUUAUAAACUGCAGCUCUCUGAGUAUCCCAACAAGAGUGGUGGCAAUGUGUGGUGUGGCAUAUUUCAGAUCUGUUUUCCAAACCUUUGAGGAAUACACUGUGUGGAGCUCAGAAACUCCUGGCUCUAUUGUGCACCUGUGAGACAUGGAAGAGCUUGGCCACAUCUCCAGGGUGUUGACAUUUCUCUGUAAUUUGGAAUAACUCCUGUCCCCUUCUGCCUCGAGGCACAGGCACAGAUCUGGCUGUUGGGAGACUUGGGAACUUGUAAAUACAGGGCACAGGAUUUGGGGAGAAAUGAUAAAUUCUCGAAAAAGGAUGAAUGCUGGACACUUCUGCACUCUUCUAUGGCAACUGGAAGGAAACCUGUUUGCUUUGCUGACUCUCUCAACCAGAUCAACUCCCCAGGGUUUUAAUUUGGGCACUCAAAACAAGAUGAGUAUUUUUCUCACUGCUUCAUGAGGAUGGUGUCUGUCCUGCUACAGGCUGAAAGGAGACCUUACUGCCCUGUACUGGCCUUUCUUCUUUGAGGAUAUGUUGAAACCCCUGCUGAACAAUAAUCACAGUUGCAUGACUUCUCUUGCACUCAUCUGAAUUCCUGAGUAACUUCUGUGUUAUGUGUAAAUCCCUUUUCUAAGGUCAGAGGUGAAAAAUAUCUGGGGGGAGGAGUAUCAAGCUAAGAGGACAAAAGGGAUUUAUAGCAACUCUUCUGCUUUAAAGCUUUCCCCAAGGUACCUGUAAGCAGCUGUGGGUAGAAGUGUGUAAUUCCAGAGAAUUAAAGUUUGUUGUAGAGCCAACAGCA